ACGAGAGGCGCGUCUCGCGCACAGCUGAGGUGCGAAGAAGAAAACAUCAUGAACUGAUGAAGUCUAACCGCAUAGCCUCAAAAAUGUGGAGCGAGGUGAAAAACAAGAGCAAGUCUGUCAUCUACAACGGGAACAGCUCGAAGAUGGUUGACCCAGAUCUCACACGACAGCUUUUACACACCUUUCAACAUAGAAAUGGUUCAACUGCAGCUGCCUCCCGUCCUGGCGCAGAGGACUCUCUAACCAGCAGCAGUGGAAUCAUCCCUGGUGCAAUUGCAGCCACAUUGUUCAUUGUCUUCUUACUCGGUCUCUACGCCGUUCUCUGGAAGUGCAUGGUAUCGCCACCACAACGAAAGCACAGCAAGGUGAGGAUGAGAGUACAACAGAGGACGUCUGUGUGAAGAAGAAUGGCUUCCAGGCAUCUGCUCAGCAGGUCGUUUUAGAUAUUACUUGUGAGGACUAAAGAUCUGACAGCAGGUUUUGCUUCAAGUCACAGAAAAGCACCAGAGUGACAAAAUGCUUCUAAAGAAGUUCCUCCUCAUGACUCCAAAGAUCAAACCACAAAAAAACCCUGACUCAACUGAGUGACUGUUUCCCUCAGCUUUACUGUUGUCCUGUUGACCCAAAGCUCAAUGUUGAUGUGAUACACUUGUUUGGCAGGUCAGGUCAUGCUGCUUUUUUUCUGUGAACUCUGCACUACUGAGGGACGAGGCCACCGCUCGCUCCAGCGACCAAUAAGCUGCAUGUAUGUGUGAUAGAGAGGUUGUGGUGAUAUGUUUGGUAUAUGUAGAUCUUUUUAUGUUGCAUGCACCAAAUUGACAGUUACAUUUUAAACAUGUCUUCUAUUUUGGCAAAAUAUUUCCAAAUAGUAUUUUCUCCUGAAGCUCCUGAAGCAAGUCAAGUCUUUAGAUCGCAUUUACUGUUAAAUUUAGAAAUGGAUUUUGAUAUUUUCUUCUUUGAAAUCCCCAUGGUUUAUUCAUGUUACUCAGGAUGCUGUAACUACUGUAUGACUUCUGACUCUCUAUAAUAAACUGUGACUUUUUUUAUAUUUAGUGGAAUGUGACUAUAAAUAAAUGCUAAGAUCUGUGACUGAGUCACAGUUUGGUGAAACUUGAAGUCAGACUUUAUCACUUGUUUUUUUUCAUGAUGUAUUUGUAACCUAACCUAAGUUUGGAAUGACGAAGGAAAUAAUGGGGGUGGAUUUCUCCAGAAACUUUAAUGAAACUGAGAAGUUAACCAACCAGUAUGAGUGUAAAGGGAAACUGUUUUUCCUCUUAUUUGUCAUC
This is a messenger RNA of Plectropomus leopardus (leopard coralgrouper), 1286 nucleotides long. RefSeq lists its product as uncharacterized. Lineage: Eukaryota; Metazoa; Chordata; Actinopteri; Perciformes; Serranidae. The record is from RefSeq and is a predicted model, not a curated record.